UGUAAAUGUCGAUCAUUUUUUUUCUUUUGAUUAACAUUAGAGUAAGUAAAGAACACCGUGAACAAUCUCAAAAGGAUUUGAACGAAUUGAAAAUUGCUGUAGCUAAAGAACUGCAAACAUCACGUAACUUACAUACACAAUUCGUACAAGAUAUAAAGGAUAAAUGUAAAGCGAUGGCCGCCGGCAAUGGUCCUUCAACGGGUCAAAAAUAUAAAAUAAAAUUUUUGGAAGCCCAUUUGGAGUCAACAAAGAAACGAAGCAACGAAUUAGCGGUUGAGAAUGCAAAAUUACGUCGCGAACUUUCUGCGAAAAGCGCUCGUCUGAAUGCAUUAGAAGCCACUUUAAAGGGGGCCAAGGGAUGUGCAACUCCUGAUCAAACACGACUAGAGUUUAAUACUCUGGUGAAAAGACUCGCCAAAAAAACUUUUUCGCAAAGAUAAAGUACUUAAACUGAGUGCUGUCACUCUCUCUCACUCUCGGAUCUCCCGUUCACUAACUUACUUCAGUUUUUUUUAAUGUCAAUUUGUUUGGUUGGCAAAAUGGGUGUGAAUAUUUCACUUUUGCUUUAUCAUUUUUUGAGAAAAAAUAACAAUUUUUUUACAAAUA
Messenger RNA from Contarinia nasturtii (swede midge), 606 nucleotides. RefSeq names its product kinesin-1 heavy chain-like. NCBI's taxonomy places the organism in Eukaryota, Metazoa, Arthropoda, Insecta, Diptera, Cecidomyiidae. The transcript is spliced from 2 exons. The record is from RefSeq and is a predicted model, not a curated record. Bases 6 to 440 code for a protein of 144 amino acids.